AUGGAGUCUUCCAAGCAAGAUCAACUGUACGAAAGCCCAGAUAAGAAGAAGGUGGAGACGGUGUUGGUUGAGAAGAAGGAGGUGGAGACGGUGCUGGCGGAGAAGAAAGAGGUGGAGAAGGUACAGGUGGAAAAUAAGGAGGAAGAAGUCAAAGAAAAUGUAGAAGAAGAAAAAGAGGAAAAGUCAGAGCUUGAGGAAAAGCGUCAUAAGAAGUUGAAGAAAAGUGAUAGCGACUGGGAUUCUGAAACCGAUUACGUGCUCAAGUGGAAUGGUGAUUAUGAUUAUGAUUAUGAUUAUGAUGACGAGCCAGAACAGCAUUUGGAGGAUGAGGAUGAGGAGAACGAAGCCGAGCAUUCGGAGGAAUACGAAGAGCUGGUUAAUUGGCGUGUCAACUUUCGUCUUCGCUACCGCAUCAAGAGUGAUAAUAUUGCGGUAGACCCGACGUCUUCAGCUUAUGGAUCGGUAGCAGAUAUGAUGAGAGAGCUCAACAAGAAUUCGGAUGGAGAGACUCUUGCCAGGAACUUCCAAUUUCGUCAUGAACUCAACGACAGAACUUACAAAAAUAAGUACAUCCUACGUCUUGAUGCUUGCAAGCUAACAUUCAGCGAGCGCGAUGACAGCGCCCUCAUCCGUAGUAUCACUGAGGCUUCCGUUCUCAAUGAAACCCCUAGCAAUCAAGAAUUUCGCAAUCGCAACAUGGCUAUGGAAGAGUUCCGGAAGAUGCUCUCUUUGAAGAUUUGUGUCUGGAGAUCGUUGUUUGUCAGCAAUGACACCAAUCAGAUGGGAGACAUGGACUUGUCCAAAUGUGUGAAAACCAUCUCAGCCGAGAACCUUACCGUAUACAUGGACUCGUACCCAAACGUUGUUGAGAUUCUUAACCUUCAUCAACCAAUGUUGCAGAAGUUUACAUUGAUGUGCCGCGAGGAGUUUUCAGGUGUUCUCGAAUUGGAACAGGUCCGCAACUGUCCAAGACUCAAAUUUGAUGGACCAUCUGAUUUCACUGAUGAACAACUUCUCUCUAUCAGAGCUAGAGUCUUUGAGUUUAGAUCAGAAAAAAUCACUUCAGCAGGAAUUAAUGCUUUCCUUAAGGCUCUGGUUGCUGAGAAUAUCCCAGAGGGAUUCCACGCGUGCGUAACUACGAACAACCAAAAAUGGACCGAGAAAGAAGUGAUGAAAGGAUUCGAUUACCUCAUUUAUGAAAGUGAAGCUGCAUAUGUUCGUAUCAAUGGAAGCAUCCCUCUCAACGUGUAUCGACCUCUUCUGUGCACUAUGGCAACUAACCGAUCGGAUCAGCGUUUGGUUGUCAUUUUAAGAAAUAAUCACUUCCAAUGCUUCAAGGAGGGGCAAAUGGUUGAAUACCUCUGUCACGACAAUGUUCACCUUGAUUAA
Molecule: messenger RNA, 1389 nt
Organism: Caenorhabditis remanei
Lineage: Eukaryota; Metazoa; Nematoda; Chromadorea; Rhabditida; Rhabditidae
Exons: 6
Coding region: 1-1389 (462 amino acids)
Source: RefSeq, a predicted model, not a curated record